Aricia agestis (brown argus) is the source of this 485-nucleotide messenger RNA. RefSeq lists its product as uncharacterized. The record is from RefSeq and is a predicted model, not a curated record. Gene Ontology annotation, molecular function: chitin binding. The transcript is spliced from 2 exons. NCBI's taxonomy places the organism in Eukaryota, Metazoa, Arthropoda, Insecta, Lepidoptera, Lycaenidae. Gene Ontology annotation, cellular component: extracellular region. Bases 23 to 409 code for a protein of 128 amino acids.
UUAAAUCGAAGUAUUCCACUGGAUGUAUCCAGGUAUCCCUCUUGUCUUCAACCUGCAAACGAAAACUUUUGUCCUCAACAUGGCUCGUUUCCUUGCAUUGUCUAUGGUGCUGGCGACAACCAUCGCUAUUGCCACCGUUGAAAGUCGCUCUACAGCUGUUGAAGUGUCGUCAGUGGACAAGCAGUUCAUGCCUCGUUGUUGGAAUAACUCACUGUCCGGCAUAUCGUGUGCUAACAUGUUGACCAACUCUCCCGACAGACUGUACCCUCAUCCUCACGACUGCCAAAUUUUCUACGUCUGUCUCACACCGCAACUGCCACCAAUAUGCCUCGAAUGCCCUCUGGAUUUGUACUUUGACGCCAAAAAGAAUAUUUGCGACUACCCCGAAAAUGUUAGCUGUACCGCCUAAAAUCAAAAGUCGCCAGAUUUAAAUGUCACCAACAUUAUGAUUAGUUUAAUAUGCAAUAAAUUCAUCUAGCAAAUUA